AUGGAGAAGGAAAAAAGAGCAGGGGUAUCGAAAGAUACCUCUGCCAACAUAUCAGGCGAUGUUGUGAUGGUGCCAGCAGCGGUACCAAAAACAACCGCAACAACAUCAGGUCAGGCUUCUGACCAGUCAACUUCCAGAAUACAAAAAAGGAAAUUAAAAAAACAAAGCCCAAACAAGGUUAAAAGAACCAACUCGGCUAAGCGGCAGGCGAAUAAAAAAAAAAUGGAAGGGAGUGGUAAAGGGGACUUUACCACUGAAAGUGACUUCUCAGACUAUGCUGAGUCUGAGAAAACGGAAUACAUUUCCGAAGGUGGAGAGGGCCACUACAGGUCUCCGAAUAAUAGGUAUUCAAUCCUAUCGGAGCCAGAGCCAGUGCCGUCAACAAAGAAGGUGUUGGAGGGAGAGGGGGACCUCCAAGAAGAAACAGAACUGGUGGAGGCCCUGCAAGCCAAACAGGCUGCCAUCAGCCAGUUUGAGCAAAACCUCAAAAAGCUUAAGGAGGAAAUGGAGCCCCUCCUUAGACAGUUAAAGUUGAAGCAAGAGGCGCGCCGUCAAGAAGAGGCGCAACAACAACCACAAAACAAGCCCGCUUCCAAAAUCUCAGGAGCGGAGCAUUUUAAAAAGACACCGCCAGCAACAGCAGGCCCAAGUGUUGAGGGCCCAACAACCUCAACAAAAGCCAAACAACGGCUACAAGAAGAGUCAAAACAGCCGCAGCAACAACCAAUCCUGCAGCAGCAGCAACAGCAACAGCAAUCAGUGAAAUAUCAAAAUGGCCCUGAUAAAAAGCAGUUCCAAUUCACCACCCAUCCUGAGGGAGUUACCCAAUCGCUUAAUCGCUGA
This is a messenger RNA of Eupeodes corollae, 843 nucleotides long. RefSeq lists its product as uncharacterized. The coding region runs from base 1 to 843 and encodes 280 amino acids. The transcript has 3 exons. The record is from RefSeq and is a predicted model, not a curated record. NCBI's taxonomy places the organism in Eukaryota, Metazoa, Arthropoda, Insecta, Diptera, Syrphidae.